AUGAGUGAGAAGAAAUUCAAAGAGAGUGAUGCUGGUGAUGGUUCAAAGGCAACGGACCAGUAUUUAACGGGAAUGAAGUUGGCGUUAACUUUGGGUUCAUGUGUGGCUUCGCUCUUUGUUGCUGCGUUAGACCAAACUAUCGUCACAACCAUUUUAACAGAGGUUGGAACUAAAUUCAACGACUUUGAGAAGAUUGGUUGGUUGACAUCAGCGUUUUUACUUCCCAUGGCAUGUCUUGUGCCUUCAUAUGGUAAAAUUUCUAUUGCGUUUGGGAGAAAGUGGACAUUGAUUGCUGGUAUUAUAGUGUUUGAGAUUGGAUCUUUAAUAUCUGGGUUGGCUAAUAGCAUGGAUAUGCUAAUUGGUGGAAGAGUCAUUCAAGGUAUUGGCGGUGGUGCAAUUCAGUCCAUGGUUAUGAUUAUUCUUAGUGAAUCCGUUCCUAUAUCUAAGCGGCCAUUAUCGAUGACACUUAUUGGUGUAACCUUUAGUGUAGCUUCAGUCCUAGGGCCAUUUAUAGGUGGAGCCUUCGCUACGCAUGUGAGUUGGAGAUGGUGCUUCUAUAUUAAUUUACCUAUUGGUGGAGUAGCAAUUGUUUUCUUACUUUUCGGGUUCAAUCCUCCAACACCAGUGGGAAACUUACGUUCAAAGUUGGCCAAGAUUGACUACCUUGGUACUUUCCUUGUGGUGGCAGGAACCACCCUAGUAUUAUUGGCAAUGACAUUCGGAGGUUCAGACUUUGCUUGGAGAUCUGCCGCUGUGAUAUGUUGCUUCGUUUUGGGGGGCUUAUUGUUAGUAUCGUUCAUUAUUUGGAAUUUUAGGUUCUCACCAAACCCCAUCAUCUUGAAAGAGCUUGUCACUAUACCACAAAUCUUUACAGUCUUUAUCACAUCAAGUUUCAAUUUUGCAUUCUUUAUGGCUCUAAUUACAUAUUUGGCUAUAUACUUUCAAGUGGUUUUCAAUGCGUCAGCAUGGCAAUCGGGGAUUGAUAUGCUACCAAUGGUUAUCAGUGUAACAAUAUCAUCAAUACUAAAUGGGAUUUUUAUGAGAUUCACUAGAUACGUUAAGAUCACCUUUACUCUAUCCAACGUAUUGGGACCCAUCGGUUGUGGAAUUCUCUUGUUGCUCACAACAUCAUCACCUACAAGGGAUAGAAUUGGGUUGUUGAUUCCUGUUGGGGUUUCUAUUGGGUUGCAAUUCCAAAGUGCCAUGAUGUCUGCUCAAUUGAAAGCGCCAUCUGAGGUGCAAGGUUCUCUUAUUUUGUCCACAAUUUUUAUCAACUUUGGAAAAUCAAUGGGCGGUGCUAUUGGAUUAACGCUUGCACAAUUGAUAUUUAACAGCACUGGAGCAAACUACCUUGAGAAGGCAAUUGAGUCUGUGGAUACGACGUCAGAGUCAUCUCCAUAUUACGCCUUGGGCCAAACGCCUGCAAAAUCGGUGAUUUCAAAUCCGGAUAUAAUCAAUCUGUUGCCAGAUGCAGCAAAAGAAUUGGUAAUAGACCAAUUCAUGAAGGCAAUUAAGAACGUCUUCUAUUUUGCAAUUGCAUUAUCUGCGGUUGCGUUGAUUUCAGGGAUCUUUUCUACGAACAAGAAACUUCCCAAAUCCGAAGAUAUUGCCAAAAAGGGUGAUGAAGAUAUAGAAAAGAAACAUGAAAUAGAAAAUGACAAUGACAAUAACCCUUCUAUGAUAACUAGCUCCUCAGCUCCACAUUCAGAAAAUACCCAUUCAUCUACUAAGCAGUCGAGUGCUGAUAUUCAUAGCUGA
This is a messenger RNA of Dujonia railenensis, 1758 nucleotides long. The record is from the annotation of a GenBank genome assembly. NCBI's taxonomy places the organism in Eukaryota, Fungi, Ascomycota, Pichiomycetes, Serinales, Debaryomycetaceae.